CAGCAUAUUUUGACAAGGUUGCUCAAUAUAAUCUACAUCAUUUUUUUUGUGUUAACCAAAUAUAUAUACGUACAUUUGGUAACGUUCCUCUUAUGACUUCCGAGCACCUCGGUUUCCAUGGACUAUACCGGUUUGUGCUACUUCUGCUAGUGAGUGUACUAGUUCUAAAUCUAUCCCAUGUCGUUAGAGGAAGAAUCCUCGAACAGGACACGAGUAACUACGAGUCAGCUCCUCCCAAGGGAACUGUCAAAACCAUUAAGGGCGAAGAUGGGGAUGUGGUAGAUUGUGUUGAUAUACGGAAACAGCCAGCUCUUAAUCAUCCUCUCCUCAAGGAUCAUAAGAUACAGAUGGACCCUAGCUCAUCUCUCAAAAUGAUGAACCAAAGCAACCCUACAACGGCCUUCAUCCAUCAACUUUGGCACAAGAACGGUUUCUGCUCAGAAGACACCGUUCCCAUUCGAAGAAGGCAGCUUCAAGACCAGCCUCCUACAAACGAUACAAUCAAAGGACCACACAAUGAGGUCUUUCCAAAGCACUAUGGUGACCAUAGAACAAGGUUUUUCAUUUACUUUACGACAGAUGAUUCCUUGACUACACGUUGCUGGGACUUGGAUUGUAACGGAUUUGUGCAAGUCAACAACAAAUUUUCACUUGGAGCCUACAUAACACAAGUUUCGACCAUAGGUGGUGACUUGUAUGAGUUAAAAAUAGCCAUUUUUCAGGAUCGAAAGACGGGAAAUUGGUGGCUAAGUGUCAUGGACACUUCAAUAGGAUACUGGCCAGCAUCCCUCUUCCCCGGCUUACCAGAAGGCGCUACGAGUUUAGAAUGGGGUGGAUCUGUCUACGAUUCAAUCGGAAUUGGUCCGCACACUGACACGAAUAUGGGGAACGGAUUAUUUCCCGAUCUAAGGGUUAACAAAGCGAGCUACGUGUGUUCACUUCAAUAUGUGGAUGAAUCAUUCACACUUCAAAUUCCAGAAAGAUCGAAUUUAUUUGGAGGAGGAACUAACCCUUUUUGUUACAAUGCGCAACUUUUACCAGAGUUAGACCCUGACCAAGGAUUGUGUUUUCUGUUUGGUGGCCCUGGUAAAAAUCCCAAAUGUCCUUAAGUUUGAAUGUUUGAUCUUACCUUCUCUUUUUUUGAAGCUUGAUUGUGUAAUUUACUCAUCAUUUAUCAUGAAUUUGGUUAGUUUGUAGUAAAAUUUUUGGUUUGUUGAAAAGUGUAUACAAUCAAAAUGUCAGUGAAUAAAGAAGCUGUUUAACUUCAA
Messenger RNA from Chenopodium quinoa (quinoa), 1268 nucleotides. RefSeq lists its product as uncharacterized. The record is from RefSeq and is a predicted model, not a curated record. NCBI's taxonomy places the organism in Eukaryota, Viridiplantae, Streptophyta, Magnoliopsida, Caryophyllales, Amaranthaceae. The transcript is spliced from 6 exons. The coding region runs from base 93 to 1109 and encodes 338 amino acids.